Nomascus leucogenys (northern white-cheeked gibbon) is the source of this 1454-nucleotide messenger RNA. It is a transcript of the gene P2RY8, whose product is annotated as P2Y receptor family member 8. Gene Ontology annotation, biological process: positive regulation of Rho protein signal transduction; phospholipase C-activating G protein-coupled receptor signaling pathway. Gene Ontology annotation, cellular component: membrane. NCBI's taxonomy places the organism in Eukaryota, Metazoa, Chordata, Mammalia, Primates, Hylobatidae. Gene Ontology annotation, molecular function: G protein-coupled purinergic nucleotide receptor activity. The record is from RefSeq and is a predicted model, not a curated record.
CAGAUCGCAGCUAAGAGCAGCUCUCUGGGUCUACGGAGGCUGCUGGUGUCUGCCUCAGUGUGUGCCGCAGGCACAGCCUGUGGGAUUUUUUCCCCAGCAGAGCAGACAGCUGGCCCUCCACUCCUGCUCCUGUGCAGUGCUCACUCCCGUAGGGCAGCUGCCUCUGGACCAGGAGGAGGGUCCCCGAGGACCCCCUGCCUAGCUUGACAGCUGCUCAGACAAGCACCACCAGACCAGCAUCACCCAGGAUGUCUGCCCUCCCUGCAGCCACCGUUAGCCCGGGCGAGGACCCCUCCAGGAUGCAAGUCCCCAACAGCACCGGCCCGGACAACGCGACGCUGCAGAUGCUUCGGAACCCGGCGAUCGCGGUGGCCCUGCCCGUGGUGUACUCGCUGGUGGCGGCGGUGAGCAUCCCGGGCAACCUCUUCUCCCUGUGGGUGCUGUGCCGGCGCAUCGGGCCCAGAUCCCCUUCUGUCAUCUUCAUGAUCAACCUGAGCGUCACGGACCUGAUGCUGGCCAGCGUGCUGCCUUUCCAAAUCUAUUACCACUGCAAUCGCAACCACUGGGUAUUCGGGGUGCUCCUUUGCAACGUGGUGACGGUGGCCUUUUACGCAAAUAUGUAUUCCAGCAUCCUCACCAUGACAUGCAUCAGCGUGGAGCGCUUCCUGGGGGUGCUGUACCCGCUCAGCUCCAAGCCCUGGCGCCGUCGUCGUUACGCGGUGGCCGCGUGCGCAGGGACCUGGCUGCUGCUCCUCACCGCCCUGUCCCCGCUGGCGCGCACCGACCUCACCUAUCCGGUGCGCGCCCUGGGUAUCGUCACCUGCUUCGACGUGCUCAAGUGGACGAUGCUCCCCAGCGUGGCCAUGUGGGCCCUGUUCCUCUUCACCAUCUUCAUCCUGCUGUUCCUCAUCCCGUUCGUGGUCACCGUGGCUUGUUACACGGCCACCAUCCUCAAGCUUUUACGCACGGACGAGGCGCACGGCGGCCGGGGGCAGCGGAGGCGCGCGGUGGGCCUGGCCGCGGUGGUCCUGCUGGCCUUUGUCACCUGCUUCGCCCCCAACAACUUCGUGCUCCUGGCGCACAUCGUGGGCCGCCUGUUCUAUGGCAAGAGCUACUAUCACGUGUACAAGCUGACCCUGUGCCUCAGCUGCCUCAACAACUGUCUGGACCCCUUUGUCUAUUACUUUGCGUCCCGGGAAUUCCAGCUGCGCCUGUGGGAGUAUUUGGGCUACCGCCGGGUGCCCGGAGACCCCCUGGACACGCGUCGCGAGAGCCUCUUCUCCGCCAGGACCACCUCCGUGCGCUCCGAGGCCGGUGCGCACCCCGAAGGGGUGGAGGGGGCCCCCAGGCCCGGCCUCCAGAGGCAGGAGAGCGUGUUCUGAGUCCCCGGGGGGAGCAGCUUGGAGAUCCAGGGGCGCAUGGAGAGGCCACGGUGCCAGAGGUUCGGGGAGAAC